This is a messenger RNA of Paramecium octaurelia, 472 nucleotides long. The record is from the annotation of a GenBank genome assembly. NCBI's taxonomy places the organism in Eukaryota, Ciliophora, Oligohymenophorea, Peniculida, Parameciidae.
AUGGAGGACCCCAUUUUUAAAUUUUAUUCAUUGGAGGAUCUCGUCCCAAGCAUGAUGAAACUGAAAGAACCUUAUGUUUAGGAGAAUGCGGGACUGACAAGAAGGAGAAAUCUAAUGGUGUCAAAGAACUACUUAGAUAAAAAAUUUAGUGCCAAGGAAUUGUCACAGAGGUCAAUGGAAAGUGCGCUAAAUACUCUUGAGUAGGGUCUCCACUCAUAAAAUCAUCUAAAUUUGGAUUGCUAAGGUAGGGGAGGAAAAAAGAUUAAAAAAAAUUUAAUUAGAUACCCUUUGGAACAAUUAGAUUUUAUUGGAAAGUGCAAUCUGAAUUCAAAAGGAAGGUUAAAUAAAUGUAAUCAGAGUUAGUUUAGGCCAAGGCGGUGAUACAUAGGCGGGGUAAAUUCUUGGAUAGAGACCUUUGGGUCGUUAAUGGUACAAGAUGAUAUGGAUAUCCUUAAUCAUGUUUUCUAUAUGA